This is a messenger RNA of Musa acuminata AAA Group (dessert banana), 2054 nucleotides long. RefSeq names its product LIM domain-containing protein HDR3-like. The record is from RefSeq and is a predicted model, not a curated record. NCBI's taxonomy places the organism in Eukaryota, Viridiplantae, Streptophyta, Magnoliopsida, Zingiberales, Musaceae. Gene Ontology annotation, molecular function: ubiquitin binding. The transcript has 12 exons. The coding region runs from base 403 to 1920 and encodes 505 amino acids.
CUCCUACUCUUUCAUCGUCAUCUUCCUCCUCCCCCCGCUUCCUUUCCACUCUGGACGCAUUCCCUUUGCAGCGACAAAGGAAUCUCUCUUUCCUUCCCUCCCUCCCCCGUCUCUCUCACGUUAUUCCCCUCCUCCCAUCCCCCGAUUCCUCCCUGUCGUCGCCAUCACAAUCAUAUAUGUAAUGCAUGUGCGUGCGUGUAUAUAUAUAUAAUUGCCCGAGCUUUUAGAGAUGCCUUAUCGUCGAGCCGCCGCCCCCUCCCCCAUCCUCCUCCUCCUCCUCCUCAUCUCCACCUCAAUCCCUUCCUUUCCAACCCCCCCUCUCCUUUAUUCCCCUCUCAAAGGUCCUUUUCUUCCUCCCUCCCUCUCCGUGGUGGAGUCGCUGCUUCCGUCCUGGCCGCCGCAAUGGAUUCUUCCGACUCCAGCUACCUCUCCCGGCCUCGCGCAUAUGGACAUACAGCUCCAUCAUAUCCUUGGAGAAGGUCACGCUUCAUGAGGUGGCUCUGCAAGUUUUUCAAAGGAACAGGUUGUAGAGUGUCAAAUGGACGCCAUUCACAUCUAAUUGGGGGAGAGAGCAUGUUGCAUAGACCAGUUAAACCAGCGGAUGACCAAUCUAAAGAUGCAAAUGAAGACCUGGAUCAUGCAAAUGCACUUUCUCUUGUCGAGGAUGCCAAGAAACCCAAUACUCCAGGAUACAGGGGCCAGGGAAUUGAUGAUGACGAGCUAGCUAAAGCUAUCCAAGAAAGUCUGAGCAUGCCCUCCUAUCAACCAUAUCAACCUGUGCAGUUUUUACCAAGAGGAUACAGAAUUUGUGGAGGCUGUCACCAUGAAAUAGGCUAUGGACAUUACUUGAGCUGCAUGGGAACAUUUUGGCAUCCACAAUGCUUUAGGUGUUAUGCUUGUGGUCAGCUUAUCCGUGAGACUGAGUUUUCUUUGUCAGGCACCUACCCAUACCACAAGUCAUGUUAUAAGGAGUUGCAUCACCCCAAAUGUGAUGUCUGCCAUGAAUUUAUCCCAACAAACAGGGCUGGUUUAAUUGAGUAUAGAGCUCACCCCUUUUGGGGCCAAAAGUAUUGUCCUUCACAUGAACAUGACCACACACCUCGAUGCUGUAGUUGUGAGAGAAUGGAGUCAAGAAAUACAAGAUAUAUCUAUCUAGGAGAAGGCCGUAGCUUGUGCCUGGAAUGCCUUGAAUCUGCUAUCAUGGAUGCUGGUGACUGUCAACCCCUGUACCACUCAAUUAGAGAUUAUUAUGAAGGAAUGAACAUGAGAAUAGAUCAACAAAUUCCCAUGCUUUUGGUUGAAAGGCAGGCGCUUAAUGAGGCCAUGGAAGGGGAGAAAUAUGGUCAUCAUCACAUGCCUGAAACAAGAGGCUUAUGUCUUUCUGAGGAACAAACCGUCAGCAGUAUACAUAAAAGGCCAAGAAUUGGGGGAAACAAAAUUCUGGACAUGCGGACACACCCACAAAAGUUGAUCCGUAGAUGUGAAGUCACUGCAAUUCUUGUUUUAUAUGGCCUCCCCAGACUAUUAACAGGUUCAAUUCUUGCUCAUGAAUUGAUGCAUGGUUGGUUACGUCUCAAAGGCUAUCGUGAUCUAAGCCCUGAGGUGGAGGAAGGCAUCUGCCAGGUUCUCUCCCACAUGUGGCUCGAAUCCGAGAUCAUGCCAGGUUCAACGAGUGUGCCAUCCUCAUCAAGUUAUGCUCCAUCUUCUUCAUCCUCAUCAUCAUCCACAAUGCCAUCAUCUAAGAAAGCAGCAAAGUCUGACACCGAGAAAAAACUAGGAGAGUUCUUCAUGCACCAAAUUGCUCACGACACUUCCACCGCCUACGGCGGAGGCUUCAGAGCUGCUAAUGCAGCCGUCAACAAGUACGGGCUUCGUCGAACCCUUGACCAUAUACACUUCACAGGAGCUUUCCCCGUGUGAAAGGCAUUGGCUCAGUCCCAUAAUUUUUCAUGGGGAGCCAAAUGGGUGACAUUGCUUUAUGUUGCGAGCAAAAUAAGCACUUGUAAACUAAGCUUGGAAUGAUGUCUUAAAAUAAGCAACGUUUGUGACUGAGA